Hyla sarda is the source of this 3903-nucleotide messenger RNA. It is a transcript of the gene INO80B, whose product is annotated as INO80 complex subunit B. The record is from RefSeq and is a predicted model, not a curated record. The transcript is spliced from 5 exons. Gene Ontology annotation, biological process: chromatin remodeling. The coding region runs from base 280 to 1287 and encodes 335 amino acids. Gene Ontology annotation, cellular component: Ino80 complex. NCBI's taxonomy places the organism in Eukaryota, Metazoa, Chordata, Amphibia, Anura, Hylidae.
UGUGAGGUGGUAGAGGUGGGAUACUCUGCAGUUGGCUGUGUGAGGUGGUAGAGGUGGGAUACUCUGCAGUUGGCUGUGUGAAGAUGUUUGUCCCUCUGCUGUUGCCGUAGUACCUUCCCCCACAUACAUGGAGCCGUGAAUCUCCUGUGCGCGCACUUAUUGUCUUCCCCUGGAAACAAUAGACCCGAGUUCAGUUCCUGUUCAGGUGAUGGUCGGGAAGUUUAUGGAGAGAACCGGACCGGAAGCGCUGAGAUCCCGGUCAUAACGACUUCCGGAAAGAUGGAGGAGACAGGGGACGGGGAUGAUGUGGUAUCACACGGGCUCCACAAGAAGAAACACAAGAAGCACAAGAAACAUAAGAAGAAGCACCACCAGGAGGGCGGCAGCACCUCGCUCCACGCACACAACCGCAGCGACACUAAAGCCGCCCCCAAACCACAGCUCCGCCUGAAGAUCAAGCUGGGGGGACAAGUGCUGGGUACGAAGAGUGUGCCCACAUUUACCGUCAUCCCCGAGCAGUCCUGCUCUCAGUCCCCGCUGAUGGUGGUGGAUGAAGAUGACGAGCCCCUGGAAGGCGUCCCCAUAGAGCAGUACCGGGCAUGGCUGGAUGAGGACAGUAACAUGGAUCCACUGCCCUCCCCCACUGGGCCUCAGGUGUCUGAGCAGGAUGAGGAGAUGCGCUGGUUGGACGCCCUUGAGAGGGGAGAGUUGGAUGUCAAUGGGGAUUUGAAGAGAGAGACCGAUGAGACGCUGCUGACUGCUCGUCAGCGAGCCCUACUACAGAAGCAGCAGACCCCUGCAGCCCCUCUGUACCCCCCGGCUGUGUACCCUCGGCCUUCACAGGAGAUGUCUCAGGAGAUGUUGGUGAAGAGGGAGGAGAAGGCUCGAAAGAGGAGAUUGCAGGCGGCAAAGAAGGCUGAGGAGAGCAAGAAACAAACCAUAGAGAGACUGACAAAGACAUCAAAAUCUCGGGGCACCAAACCCACAUCUGGGAAAAGAGGAGGGCGACAGCCACCGUGCCCCACCAUCCGCUACCAGAACAAUGCCAAGAGCAUCACUGUGUCCUACCCUGCAGGAGUUCCCUACCCCGCCCCUGCAGAGCCCCGAGUUGCAUUACCCGCCCCCCAGCUCUGUGGUGCCCCCGGGUGCUCCAACCCUAAAAAAUAUUCCUGUUCAAAGACUGGCAUCCCGCUGUGCAGUCUGGAGUGUUACCACCAGAACCUGGCACUCCACACUCGGCAUAGCGCUGAUGGGGGCACUGGGACCAUGACUGAGAGGAACAUGUGACCCCCUCAAAAGGACAAUAUCCAUGUUACAUACAAAGGCGCUCAAUGUAAAUUACCAAACCGUGUAAAUAAAAGAAGUAGGAUUUAUAACAACUGUGGCAGGAUUAUAAGAGAUAAACGCACCAAGGAAGAGUUGGAAUCAUAUGAAAAUUUAUAGUUCAUCUCUUUUUAUUGAAAGUUUUGUAAUAAACAUGAACAAAAAACAUACAGGAAAAAAAGCCCAGAAGGGUUCCAGUGGGCGAAAUUACAUAGUACACAAGGUAAUACAAUACACUAGGGCAUGCAACAGUAGGCAGAGUCAACUGGAAAAAGGAGAUAGGAGGGGGGGGGGUCCCACGGAACAAUGAGAACCGUCUAUAACUGUGGGUCCAUAGAGACCAGGAUACAGGGGAACAGAAAGCAGGAGGAACGAUGGGAAGAAAGGAAAAUCGUGGGAGAGAGAAGAAAAAAAUACUUACCCCGGGGUAUUCCAGUAUGCCCACCAGGGUUUUCAAGUGGUGAAAAACUUGGGUCAUCCCAGUGUCUUUGGCCAGAUAAGGGAAGUCAUAUCCUGAACCCAUUCCAACUUCAAAGGGGGGAUUGGAAUCCUUCCAGAGCCGAGGAAUCAUUGCUCCCGCAGCAGCCAAGAAGUGUUGAAAAAUACCUGCUAAGGGUAUGUUCAAAAGAGCGGAUUUUCCGCACGUAUUUCACUGCGGAUCCGCCGUAUGCUGCUUUUACAUGUGCCUGCUCGGAGAGGCAAUAUGCCGCUAUGAGCAGACACUGCGAUGUGCGAGUUGAUGCGCGCAUGCGCUCUCGGCCUGGCUCAUCGCUUCAGUGUGUCUGCACGUAUUGGCGUAUUGCCGCUCCGAGCAGGCAGAACAACUUAGCAACUACUAAACCAAUUUAUGUGUCGCAUCAAUUUACUCCUGUUUGUCCGCACUAUACCCACUGUAUUGGGUUGAGUGUGGGUAAACAGGCUGUAUGGACGGGUGUGCUAUGAAGUGGGCACCUAUGUCUGGAUGGUGGACAAGAAACUGUGGGAGCUGCUCAGGCUCAAUUCUCCCUACAAGUGAUAUUUCUGGGACAUCCAAAGCCUGUUCACCAUGUUUGCCCUUAUGUAACCGUUGAUUCCAACAACAUGGCAGGCGGUUUGUCAAUACGACCAUUCUAUUGACUGGUGGGGGGUCUCUGGCUAUUUUGUGUAGUUCCUUAGCUUGGUAGAUAAGGCACCCCUGUUGUAAUAGGUGGGGUCCCUGUGGUAUAGAGCUUUGAUAUCUUCUGCAGUUUGUAGCUUGGUGGACAAGCAUUCUCAUGAUUAAUGGGGGUCCCAAUAAUACACAGCUUGGGGGAUAAGGGGCCUGGUGAGGAUCUUUGUGGUGUAGAUCUUGGCUAUCCUUUGCAGUCCUCUAGCUUGGUGGACAAAAUACCACUAUUCCUGUGAUUUCUAGGGGUCCUAGCAGUACAUAGCUGAGGGACAAGGGACCCUUAUUCUUGUGACUGGUGGAGGUACCAGAGGUACAGUGCUAUCUUCUGCAGACCCUUAGCUUGGUUGUCAAGGGACCCCCAUUCUCAUGAUCUGGUGGGGGUCUCUGCGACAUAGAGCUUGGUUAUCUUCUACUGUUCUGUGGACAAGGAACCCCUGUUGUGACUUGUGGGGGCCAUAGUGGGGCAGUGCUAAUUUCUGCAGUUCUGUAGCUUAGUGGAGAAAGAACUCCCCUUCUCUGGAUUGGUAGAGGUCCCAGCAGUACAUUGCUUGGGGACAAGGAACCCAAUUUCUUAUGACCCGGUGAGAUCCCAGAGGUAAAGUUCUAUCUUCUACAGUCCAUUUAGCUUGAUGGAUAAGGACCCCCAUUCUCUUUAUCGAUGGGAGUCCCAGCAGUACAUAGCUUGGGGAACAAGGGACCACAUUUCUUAGACCCAGUGGGGUCCCAGUGGUAAAGUGCUAUAUUCUAUAGUCCAGUAGCUUGAUGGAUAAGGACCCCCAUUUUCUUGAUUGAUGGGGGUCCCAGCAGUACAUAGCUUGGGGGACAUGGGACUCCAAUUUUUGUGACUGGUGGAGUCCCCAGUGGCCAAACACUUACUGUAUCACUGGAUAGGUGAUAUGUUUUAUGCCUAUUCAUAGCACUGAACAGUAAAAGCAACCAAUAGAUUCUAUAAAUAGUCCCCCUGUGAGACUAUUUGUUAAAAAAAUGUUAAACAAAUGUAAAUAAGCCCCUCCCCUAAUAAAAUAAAUAAAAAUGACCCCUUUUCACAUUUUAGGCUAGGUUCACAUUCUCUCUGUCAGGCAGUUCUAUCAAAAUGACAGGAGUUUAGCGGAGAGAAAAAAAUACUGCAUGUCGAUCCCCAACAGACCCCAUUCAAGUCAAUGGGAUCUGUCAUGACCCGGUGGAGUGAGUUGUGCUCCGACUCAUUUUGGGGCCAUUUGGCACAAAAAAAAAAAAAUGAGUUGACCCAGAAAUGGAUGGAGCACAAUGGCAAUGUGAACCUCGCCUUAGAAAAAAAAAAAAAAACAUUUUGUAUUGCCGUGUUAAUGAUUCUGUACGGUGAACGGCAUAAACUUAGAAAUAAAAGUCUAAAAUUGCUGCUUUUUUGUCACAUCACAUGCCAGAAAAAAAUAAAAGCGCACCUGGCAGUUCCC